This is a messenger RNA of Amborella trichopoda, 1609 nucleotides long. RefSeq names its product embryonic cell protein 63 (gene ECP63). Gene Ontology annotation, cellular component: cytosol. Gene Ontology annotation, biological process: cold acclimation. The record is from RefSeq and is a predicted model, not a curated record. NCBI's taxonomy places the organism in Eukaryota, Viridiplantae, Streptophyta, Magnoliopsida, Amborellales, Amborellaceae.
AGGGAUCCAUUUGAGAGGAAGAACGAGAGACAGUUAGAGGAGAGCGAUAGUAGAAAUGGCAUCGAGACAGGAGAGAGAAGAAAGAGAAGCAGCAGCAGAAGAGGCGGCAGCACAAAAGGCGUCGUUGGAACUGAGAGAAAGCGCGGCCAUGAAAAGGGACGUGGUGGCCUCGAGAGAGGAAGGCACCGAGCCCGCAAAAUCCACGGAGACGCACAAGCCUGGUGUGCUGGGUGCCAUACAAGAAAGCACCGCCUCCCUCUUAAAGGCGGUGACUGGCAAGGCGCAGGAGGCCUCUGAGAAGGCUCGCGAAACCAAAGACUCGGCUGCCCAAAAAACAAUGGAAACCAAGGACUCGGCAGUGGAGAAGGCCCAGGGUGCUAAAGACACGGCCGCCCAGAAGGCUGGUGAGACUAAGGACUGGGCCAUGGAUAAGGCUCGAGGUGCUAAAGAGUCGGUUGGGGAAAAGGCCGAAGGUAUCAAAGAUUCGGUGAAGGAAACAAAGGAUUCUGCCAUGGAGAAGGGACGAGAGACCAAGGACUCAACAUUGGAGAGAGCGAGAGAGACCAAGGACUCGGCUAUCGAGAAAGCGAGAGAGUUGACUGAGUGGGCUGCUGAGAAAGCGAGAGAGUAUAAGGAGUUGGCCGCUGAGAAAGCGCGAGAGACUAAAGACUCGGCCAUGGAUAAGUCUAGAGGUGCGAAAGAUACAACAGCUGAGAAGGCAAAGGAGACAAAGGAUUCGGCUGUGACUCGAGCUGGAGAGGCAAAUGACUCGGCGGCUGAUGCAACGAGGGGAGCGAUGGAUACGCUGUCUGGCAAGAAAGAGGAGGCCAAGCAGAAGUCCAAUGAGUCUAAGGAUCCUGCAAAGGACGUAUUUGGAGAAACAGAGGAGGCUACUAGGCAGAGGUUGGAAGAUAUGAAGGUUACUGCAGAGGAUGCAGGGGAGCGAGCGAAGCAGAAGGCAGAGGCCAACAAAGAAGCUGGAGCUGAAAGGGGGGAGAGAGCAAAAGGAAUGAUCUUGAGCACCCUAGGCAAUGUAACUGAGAUGAUCAAAGAGGAAUUCACGUGUCCAAAGGAGGCGGCAGAACGCAAGCAAGCAAGCAAGCAGAGAGGAGAAAGGCUACGGAGAUAGAGAAAGGGGCGAAAGAGGAGAGGGCAAGCAAGGGGCGAGAGUGAGGUCCGAGGCGAGGCGAGGCGAGGCGAGGCGAGGCGAUGGCAGCCCGCACCGGAAUAAAAAUAGCCAAGGAUUGAUCAAGCACGGAAAACCUACGAUGAUGUGGACACAGACGAGGUGGCGACAGAAGCUCAUGGAGAGGAACGGAAAGGGGUUUUUGAGGAGCGUAGUGGAUAGAGUGAAGGAGGUGGUAGGGGUAAAUUCCGAAGACGACCAAUCUCCUCGUGGGAAGAUGAUGUUGAUGUGUGCCUAAGUAGUAAGUAACUAAGUAUAUAGUUUGAAAUUCAUUUUCAUGUUGUUUUUUAGGGGGUGGGGGAGUUGGAUAUAUUUUCAUAUUGUUGGUUUUUUUUUUUUUUGGGGUUGGUAGUUUGAGUCAUGGAUCUAUGUUUGUAUCCUCAGUGAAUUGAUUGGAACAGGGAACUUUUAAAUCUUGGCGUC